AUGGUUUUUAUUGAAAACAUAACUCGUAUUGAAAGAGGUAUAGAUAAUAUAUUACAAUUGAAACAAAGAAAUGGUACUCGAAUUAUUGAGGGAAAUAAAACAGCUGCAAUAACUAUUCAACGACAUUUUAGAGGCUAUUAUACAAGACUGUAUUUUUCAAAGUUAAAUGUUGCAGCUAAAGUCAUUCAAAAACAUUGGAAGGGAUACAUUACUAGAAGGUAUUUUAAUAAUUUAUUAAUAAAAACAUUUGUAUGUAAGUCUAUUGAUUACUAUAAUAAAGCAGCUACGAUUAUUCAAAAAUAUUAUAAAGGCUAUUAUAUCAGAAAAUAUUAUUUAGAUAUAAAAAAAAAUACUAAGUGGAUUAAGGAAAUUCAAAAACAAAACGAUGCAUGGUCUAAUAUAAUGAAUGAUUAUAAUCAAAAUAUUUGCAAUCAUUUGGAAAUUAUACAUAAAGAAAAGAUAAAAUGUUUAAUAAUUAAAAUGGUAUAUAAACAUCAUCCAAUGUUAAGGACCAUAUUAAGAAAAGGAGUCUUCAGUGGAAAAACAAACAGUGAUUCAGAAUUUGAAAAACUUGUUCGUAAUAUUUAUGCACAAAUAAAUAAAAAAAGUCUAAAGAUAUAA
Messenger RNA from Rhopalosiphum maidis (corn leaf aphid), 621 nucleotides. RefSeq names its product spermatogenesis-associated protein 17. The coding region runs from base 1 to 621 and encodes 206 amino acids. Gene Ontology annotation, cellular component: spindle pole. Lineage: Eukaryota; Metazoa; Arthropoda; Insecta; Hemiptera; Aphididae. Gene Ontology annotation, biological process: mitotic cell cycle; establishment of meiotic spindle localization; spindle organization. The transcript has 2 exons. The record is from RefSeq and is a predicted model, not a curated record. Gene Ontology annotation, molecular function: protein binding.